CCUCCGGGGGUUGCAAAGGUAGUUCAAACCCCUCCAGUCAUCUCGGCUUAUCAGCCAAAGGAGAUGCAUUCCUCUGGGCUGCUCCCUUUAUAAGUCACUGCUGGCCAGGCGCCCGCUCGCCGCUCCGCAGCCUCCGCGCCGGCAGCGCUGCCUCCUGCCCGCGCUGCCUGCCUGCUGCCCGCUCGCUGCCCACCAUGCCCUAGCCCGGGACCCGCUCGCCCGCCGGGGGACACGCAGCAGCCCGGGGAGGGCUGGCAGCGAUGGCACCCCCGUCCCCCGCCCGCCCCUGAGGGCGGCUGCUGCCGGGAUGUUCAGCUGGCACCGGAGCUUCACCCUGGCAGCGCCCUGGAGGAGAGCAGGUAAGAAGAGCCCACGUGCUGAGGACAAAGUCGUGCUAACACAUAUGAAGAUACUGAGCAAUGAAGGAAUUCAAAACCCAGGGUUAAUCCCAGAGGCUCCAGCUGACACAGCCUGCACAGAAGAGUCCCAUCUCCCCGGCACCAGCCUCCCACCGGACUGUCAGGGAAAUCCCAAUGCCGCAGCUGCACUGGCAGAUCCGGACUAUGCAGAUGCCCCAGCAAGCACAGACUAUGUAGCCACCCUGCCUGACCUCAGCACCUUUGAAUCCAAGUGCCGACUUCACAGAUUCUCCAAAUUUGAAUCCGAGGACUCAGGGGUUGAAUUGCCAAGUGGGGCUAAUUCUCCAUCAACGCCGACAGGUUCAGAGAAGAGCUUUGUGCUUCCCAGCAGAGACUCAUUUUGUGACUCGGGCGUGCUUAGCACCUCUUCUUCUCCAGAAAUUGACCAUCUGAUAAUGAGAACAUGUAAAGAGCGUGCCAGAAAUGUCAGCCACCAAGAUCCAGAGAGUGAAAAGCAAGCUGAGUACUACAGUCAGGAGGCAGACGCUGUGCAGGGUCCUACAGCUUCCUUAGAAGACUUCAGCGUCCCUCAGGAAGAAAGUCAUGGUGAACAUUUUGACCAAAGCGAAAGGCAAUCUCUGGAAAAGGAACCUACCCCAGAGACAGACGUUCCCAGGGAAAACACUCUUCCCACCCCACCUCCCACAGAAGAGCCAAAGACAAUUACUGACAAUUUCCCGGAGAAUUUUGGCAGCAUGCAAGACCUUCAGAUCCAUGGUCAUCAGCUGAAGAAGUACCCCACAAGUGACAGUCUGGAUGAAUACAUGGAUGAAUGCUGUAGACUGAGUGAGGUGAACCAAGGUAACAGCAAAGUCCUGGGAUCUGGUCUGGGAUACCUGGAACACAUUUGCCAACUGAUUGAGAAGAUUGGGCAGCUGCAGGAGCACAACCUGCGUCUCCAAAAGCAAGUGUGCAACUUGCAGAAAGAGCAGAAGAUGAGGCAGAUAAAGGAGGAGUACCUUCUGCAACAUUGCUCCUGUGGAGCUGCCAGCAUCUUCCUCCACUCGUACCAAGACGUGAAGACGUUGUUUGCUGGGAGAAGCAGACCUCACAGCCUCUUGGUUCAGACUGGAAACCCUUCUGAUCUUUCCAUCAUCCCAGAAAUAGGAGCAAACACUGAAAAGCUGAGCAAUGGAGGUGAGAGAUACCCAGAGUCAGGAAACAGCCAGCCGAUGGUGGGGCUCAGGAAGUCGUCAAACAAUAGGAACAACAAGGAGAAUGAGUUCAGAGAAGCUGGUAGCAUGGCUGAGGGACAGGCUUUUCCAUCAAAGGACCCUGCAGUAAGAAAGGGUCUGGACGUCAGCAGGAACAUCUCGGGUGAGGGCCAUGCUUGGGGGAGAAUGAGGGAUCUUAUGAGGAAGACACGGCUGAGAAACCAGAACAAGCUGGGGCUGUCCUCUGCUGCUCUGAAGAGGUCCUGCCCACAGUUGUACAGGCCAGAUAUUAUGCCUUCGGAGCUGAGGAAAACUGAGAGGAACUCCAUGAUCGUUCUGGGGCAAAAUACAAAGAAUGAAAACAUAUGGCCUUUCUGAUAACCCAAGUUAAAUGGAACAAGAAAGGCAAAAUGGGAAACACCAACGGACACAAACCCAAGAACCCCGGGGUUACUUUGUGCAGUCUGCAUCCUACAGUUGUCAACAGAGCAACUCCAAUUUGAGCGUUGGAAGGAAAAGAGGGAAGGGGGAGGUUGAGAAGGGUCUGUGGACAGAUGCAUGCUCAGAUAUGUACGGCUUCGCUGCUGAAUCUGAAGUACACUUAUAAAAGUCAAGCUACAGAUGAAAAUUGCUGUUAGCAUCUUGGCAACAUAAGCAACAGAGACUUUUAAGUAAGAUUUGGAAAUUCUUCCUCCUCUCUGGAUUAGGAACAGAAUUACCUAAAACGUUGAAGCUUUUAAGUUAUCAUUGCUUUCUGGGGACCUUCCCCAGAUGAAAUAAACUUAACCUUAUGGGACACAGCAGCAUCUAGAAGAGUGCCAGGGACUCCCUGCCUGGUGCAGAAGCAGCUGUUGGAAGGACAGCCUCCUCCCUCUGGGGGGGUUGAGUUGCAGUCUCUGCGUGUCCCCAACACAUCUCCUCCCUCCAGAGCAGCGUCUGGCCAGCUGUGCCAUUUUACUGGAAUCCAACAGGAAAAUCAAGCCUGUAAAGCCAAGACUUCCUACGAAGCCAUUCCUGAAUCCACCACUAGCUUCUAAAUUCCUGCUGCAGAGGUCCCUCAACUCCAGCACUACCCUACGCAGAAGUCGGCAUCGUGCAGGCUCAUAGCAGAGACCAGAACGAGGGGCACUGCGGGAACCAGCCUUUCAAGAGACUGGAAGCUGCAUUCAAGGCAACGCCUCAGCUUCACCAGGCAGCCCAGCUCCUGUGUUAUCAAUCUUUCAGGGGGGCAGGGGGGAACCAGGCUUGAAUUCCUACUUUUAAGUUACAAGUUAAAUCCUCUGGCUGUGCAGGUGAGGGCCUGAGGCUGCAGGUGGGGUAGUCACACUGCGCUAUUGCUCAGCGUGAGCUCUCUCUGCUGGGAAAAGGCAACGGGGAGAGCCGAGCUGCAAGGAAGUGUUAUUCCAAUGCAUACAACCUUUACAAGCUGCUGCUCUUUUGGGCCAUGUUAACCAACUGCGUAACACCACGGCCACGCGUGGUGGCUACCUUAUUGCCACACAUCCACCGAUUCCAGACUCAAGGGUCAGGCAGCACCCGCUUCCGAAGGUUCCGUGGUUGCAGUGGUCUCUGCACACCAGCUGUUAUUGGUACUAGCACAGGAACGGAUGCAUGUGGAGUAAAGAUUUAAAUAAACCAACUUUGCCUCUCAUUAAAACAUUAUUCUAACCCCUAAAUUACAAUAUAAUUACAAGUCAGGCAAUCACUGUUUAAAAAUCCUUCCUCAACCCAAACUUGCCUGGUAUCCAAGAUUUGAGAAGCUGACAGGAAUGGAUCACCUUGAGCAGGUUUAGCCUUUCAGUAACAGAUGCUUCCCCCUUGCUCGCCCAGAUCAGCUGGAGCACUCACAGUCCUCAAUACCAGAGCAGGAUCUCUUCCAAGAUUCAAAGCACCCCAGCCACACUUUCCCAGAGAAGCUGUAGUUGCAGGGGUGAGUGAAGGCAGCAGCCCAGGCCUGGUCCUCCAAGUACUUAGAGGGGUUGGUACUUAGCACCUCCAGGAGUAAUAAAAAAAAAACAACAACCAACAAACCACAAUCAAAAAAAAAUAUGGUCUGUGCUGACUCAAAGUUAGCACCCUAAAGUAGGUGCUGUGUUUAAUAUUUCAGUUGUAGCUGCUGCUGCGGAACUUGGUUAUUCACUGUAUAUCUUGCUAGCUUCAUACAAAGCUAGAAAGAUUUAUAACUUGAUUAUUCUGUGAAUAGUCUGUAUAUCUCCAUAAAUACAGGGGACUAAAAUCCUGCAUUUACUUACAUCCUCCAUUAUCCCUCAAGCUUUACAGAGACUGUAAGGAACGUGAAUCAGUGCAAACUGAAUUUAAAGUGUUUUAAGAGGUAGUAUCAUGAACUGGUAUUCCCCACCACCACCUCCAUUCACAUUAUAGGUUUGUCGGGGUUUUUUUUUUUUUAUUU
This is a messenger RNA of Chroicocephalus ridibundus (black-headed gull), 3983 nucleotides long. RefSeq lists its product as uncharacterized. Bases 308 to 1951 code for a protein of 547 amino acids. The transcript is spliced from 9 exons. NCBI's taxonomy places the organism in Eukaryota, Metazoa, Chordata, Aves, Charadriiformes, Laridae. The record is from RefSeq and is a predicted model, not a curated record.